CUAUCAGGCUCUUACUGCGUAAAAUACAGACCACUGUAGCUGCACGAUGUGCUACGAUGCAACGACUUUGAAGUUUUAGUUUGGACUGGGGAAUAGCAAGUUGAUGUUUUUUCAAUGAAGGCAACAGGAUAAAAGGUUUAAUCUUCAGAAUACAUUGCACUAGGGCUUUAAUUGCAUUCAUUUAAUUUUAUCAGGCGACGUUUUGUGCCAUUAAUUCCAAAGCCCUCUUUACAGUAUGAGGUGCAGUUAUGGCAAGCAGUAGUAAUAAGUCAGUUACGAGGACCCUGGAGGAUUUGACGCUUGAUUCGGGUUAUGGUGGAGCAGCGGACUCCUUCAGGUCUUCCAGUGCUUCACUGUGCUGUUCCGAGGCACAUAUACCGUAUGCGCAUGGGGCGAAUUUCUGGCAUUUAACCGACUCCAUGCACAGUCGCCACAACAGCCUAGACACUGUCAACACCGUCCUGGUCGAAGACGCCGAGAACCUGGAGUGCUUCGGACAGUGCGCUAAACUACCCGAGCUAGAGGACGUGCCAUGGAGCCUCGGGGAAGUAGAGAGCGCACUAAACAAGGACGAAGAGUUGAGACUGGGGGUCGUGUCACAGGAGAUCCUGGCUAGGCUCUCGGUCCUCAUCAGCCGUGCGCUCGUGAGGGUCGCGAAGGAAGCGCAGCGCCUGAGUUUGCGCUAUGCCAAAUGCACCAAAUAUGAGAUUCAAAGUGCCGUUAAGGUUGUCAUGUCUUGGUCUGUCUCUGUGAACUGCAUCACAGCGGCACUCAGUGCAUUGUCCAUGUACAACAUGAGCACUGAGGACAAGUUCAGCCGCGGAAAGUCGCUCCGGUGCGGACUAAUUUUUAACGUGGGGAAGUUCUUCAGGUGGAUGGUGGACAGCCGGGUUGCGGUGAGGAUCCACGAGCACGCGGCCAUCUACCUGACAGGGUGCAUGGAGAGUCUUUUCCGAGAGGUGUACGCGCGGGCACUGCGCAGCGCACUCGUGGAAAAAGAUAACGGGAUCCCUAAGUUCACAGUCGAGUCCCUCGAACAGGCCAUCAACAACGACUCGGAGUUAUGGGGGUUCCUGCAGCAAUAUCAACACCUCAUUUGUGGGAAGAAUGCGAGUGGUGUGCUAAGCCUACCAGAGAGCCUGACUCUGCAUCGGGACCAGCAGCGGUCAGGGAAGAGUGGGGAGGGCCAUGCCUACAGUCAGUCGGAGCUGCGCUCCAUCGAACAGUGCCUGCUAGCCACACGCGUAGGCAGCAUCUCAGAACUCAGUGACCUGGUCUCCCGGGCCAUGCACCACCUCCAGCCGCUGCAUGUGAAGAACCACAGCAACGGGACGCCCAUCCACCAGAAGAGCAGCUCAGUGCACUGGGAGCCUGAGGCGCUCUAUACCCUCUGCUACUUCAUGCACUGUCCCCAGAUGGAGUGGGAGAACCCCAACGUAGAACCCUCCAAGGUUACCCUGCAGACAGAGAGGCCUUUCCUAGUGCUGCCUCCCCUGAUGGAGUGGAUCAGGGUGUCGGUGGCUCAAGCCGAGCACCGCCGCAGCUUCUCAGUGGACAGUGACGACAUCCGGCAGGCCGCCAGGCUGCUACUGCCAGGGGUGGACUGUGAACCACGCCAGCUCAAGACGGAUGACUGUUUCUGUGCUUCCCGCAAGCUGGAUGCAGCUUCUACAGAGGCUAAGUUCCUCCAGGACCUGGGCUUCCGUAUGCUCAACUGUGGCCGGACCGACCUGGUGAAACAGGCUGUCAAUCUGCUGGGGCCUGACGGCAUCAACAGCAUGAGUGAACAGGGAAUGACCCCUCUGAUGUACGCCUGUGUGAGAGGGGACGAGGCCAUGGUCCAGAUGCUGUUGGACGCUGGAGCAGACAUCAACAGUGAGGUGCCAAACACAGUGCACAAGCACCCCUCAGUCUACCCCGAAACGCGCCAGGGGACACCUCUCACUUUCGCCGUGUUACACGGACAUGUCCCUGUUGUGCAGCUGCUACUGGAUGCUCGGGCCAACGUAGAGGGCUCCCUACAGGAUGGCAUGGAGAACUACACAGAGACCCCGCUACAGCUGGCCUCCGCUGCAGGUAACUUUGAGCUGGUCAGUCUGCUGUUGGAGCGGGGAGCAGACCCCAUGGUGGGAACUUUGUACCGUAAUGGCAUCUCUACAGCUCCUCAGGGAGACUUGAACUCCUACAGUCUAGCAGCAGCACAUGGACACAGGAACGUGUUCCGUAAGUUGCUGUCCCAGACAGAGAAGGGAAAAGGGGACGUGCUAUCCCUGGAGGAGAUCCUGGCUGAGGGGACAGAGGAGGAGAGGGGCCUGGAGGAGAGGAGCCCCUCCCAGCUGGACCUGGUCCGGACAGGCAAGGCCAAGCUCAAGGCCCUGAGAGAGGCCAUGUACCACAGCUCUGAACACGGACACGUGGAUAUCACCAUCGACAUACGCAGCCUGGGAGUCCCCUGGACGUUGCACACCUGGCUGGAGUCUCUGCGGACAUGUUUCCUGCAGCACCGGAGACCACUGAUCCAGGGCCUGCUCAAGGAGUUCAGCUGUAUCGAGGAGGAGGAGUACACACAGGAGCUCAUCACCCACGGCCUGCCACUCUUGUUUCAGAUCCUACGAGCCAGCAAGAAUGAGGUAAUCAGCCAGCAGCUGUCAGUGAUCUUCACCCAGUGCUACGGGCCAUACCCCAUCCCCAAACUCACAGAGAUCAAGAGGAAACAAACCUCACGCCUUGACCCUCACUUCCUGAACAACAAGGAUAUGUCAGAUGUGACCUUCCUGGUGGAGGGCAAGCCCUUCUACGCCCACAAAGUCCUGCUCUUCACCGCCUCCGGCAGGUUUAAGUCUCUUCUGGCGAACAGACCAGCUGCUGAAAACACAUGUAUUGAAAUCAGCCACGUCAAAUACAACAUAUUCCUGCUGGUGAUGCAAUACCUGUACUGCGGUGGGACGGAGCAUCUGCACAUCAGAAACACAGAGGUUAUGGAGCUGCUGUCAGCGGCCAAGUUCUUCCAGCUGGAGGCGCUGCAGAGGCACUGUGAGGUCAUCUGCUCUAAGAACAUCAACACAGAAACCUGUGUGGAGAUCUACAGCCACACCAAGUUCCUGGACUCCCCAGAGUUGGCUGCCUACAUCGAGGGCUACUUCCUGAAGAACAUGGUGGUGCUGAUCGAGCUGGAGCCCUUCAAAACGCUGCUAUACGACACGCCCCCAGGCAGCCCCGCCACGAACGUACUGCUGGACCUGGAGAAGACCCUGGGCAUCCGCAUCCAGUCCAUCCACCUGUCCUCCUCCAAGGGCUCCAUCGUCUGAUUGGUUGAUUGAUUGGUUGGUUGGUUGAUUGAUUGAUUGAGCUGCUACUGGGACUGGAACUGUCUAUCUGUCACCAUUGUCCCCAGUACAAUACAUACCUGUACUGAACCACAAUCGACAGUAACGCUAUUGAAUCACUUGCUGUGCUGACUCACGUCAUUGCCAUUCCCCUGCAGCCUACUGAGCCUAUAGGUCCGAGCAGUUAGGCAAAGUGGACAGCGCUGGAACCUCUGUAGAGCUGUAGUAAAGAUGAUUGAUCAAAGCAAUAGUGGGACUAUAUCACUGAGACCCAGUGAGAAGAGUGUGUGUGUCUGGGAUCAUUUGUAAAGCUCCAGUCAACAUUGCUUCGCUCCUUGAAAUUAGUCUCCAGACUGCAGUCAAACCUGCCAUUGUCCACUUGUAUUCUGGACAGAAUCGUUGUUGGUACUUUUCUUAGCAUUGUUCUGCAAUCCUACAUAGCUUUAUAGUCUAUUUAUGACUGGACCUAGCCAAACUAAACAUAAGAGCAGACUUGGGUUCAAAUACUUUUUGAAAUCUAGUCUGCCUGGAGUUUCAGAUGGGUGGGGUUUGCACUUUUGCGACUAAUAUAUUGGUUCCAUUGCAACAGGGAAGCUCAAUCGCCCAUUUCUUAAAAGGAUGUAAAACGAUUUCAAAUAGUAUUUGAACCUAGGUCUGUUAAAUGUAACGUGAUAUAUGGACAUACUGUUUGUAAUGUGUUCAUAUCUUUCAAGGGAGUCAUGCAAAGGAGAGAGGUAUUGGGAAAUUCUUCAAGCUACGUUUGGGAAAGCUGGAGAACGCAGGAACACAUUUCCUUCCUUCAUCCGAUGUUAGAACUGUGUAAAUAUUGUGAAUAAAACACAGAGCUUUGGCUCUUCCUGUAAGUUAAUGUAUAUAUCCUACAGAUGUUUCUUCUCAUGCGUCUCACCAUUGAAUAUUGCUGUAAAAAAACGCUCUUCUUUUCAAUGUGUUAUCGUUCUGUAUGUUUCAAGUUGCAUGUCACGAGAAUGACUGUUUUGUUUGUGUUCCGUUUGGUUUAAGAGUGGCAUGAGACUGUAGGAGGGAGUGGGAGGGGUAGAGGAGUGAUACUGUCAGCAUGAAUCUCUAAAUGUGUACUGGUGUCUUCAUUUCAGGGGAGAACGACGAAGGGCCUGGAUCUGUAUUCAAAAAGUGUCUCAGAGUGGGAGUGCUGAUCUAGGAUCAAGCCCUCCUGUCUGUUUCAUCUUAUUCAUUAUGAUCUAAAAGGCUAAAACAGGCCCUAGAUCAGCACACGUACUCUGAGACAUUUUAUGGUUAGGGGCCUGGUUCAAAAUAUUACCAGGGUCUUAAAUCUUAAACCGGAGAAGCGUCUUUUGUGUUUUCCAGACAUUGUGAAACCACAUGUAAAUGUGUGACUUCCUCUAUAAAGAUUAAUAUAAAGAAUUAUAUGAAUCCUCUAUCAACUGGUACAAUUCUUGGCUCGACAACAAUCUCAACUCUUUUUCCUGCUGUGAAAACUUCAAACCUAAAUAAAUGUUUUCCAGUUGUUGUUGGAACCUGUG
Oncorhynchus kisutch (coho salmon) is the source of this 4846-nucleotide messenger RNA. RefSeq names its product BTB (POZ) domain containing 11b (gene btbd11b). The record is from RefSeq and is a predicted model, not a curated record. The coding region runs from base 249 to 3308 and encodes 1019 amino acids. Gene Ontology annotation, molecular function: protein heterodimerization activity. The transcript has 17 exons. Lineage: Eukaryota; Metazoa; Chordata; Actinopteri; Salmoniformes; Salmonidae.